GGCCGCGGGCCGUUGGCGUCAUGGCGGCGGGGGCUUUGGACGCGGUGCGGAGGGCGUUACGAGAGUUCCCGGCUGAGGCGCGGGAGCUCAGCGUGCCUGCUGCUGUGCCCUACCUGGACCAGCCCCCUACUCCACUCUGCUUCUACCGAGACUGGGUGUGCCCCAACAGGCCCUGCAUCAUCCGAAAUGCCCUGCAGCACUGGCCAGCCCUUCAAAAAUGGUCCUUUCCCUAUUUAAGAGCCACUGUGGGUUCUACAGAGGUGAGUGUGGCUGUGACCCCAGAUGGUUAUGCUGAUGUGGUGCGAGGGGACCGCUUCGUGAUGCCUGCAGAGCGCCACCUGCCCCUGAGCCGUGUGUUGGAUGUGCUGGAGGGUCAAGCCCAGCACCCAGGAGUCCUCUAUGUACAGAAGCAAUGCUCCAACUUGACUACUGAGCUGCCCCAGCUGCUGCCUGACCUGGAGCCCCAUGUGCCCUGGGCCUCUGAGGCUCUGGGAAAGAUGCCUGAUGCUGUGAACUUCUGGCUCGGAGAGGCAGCUGCAGUGACGUCCUUGCACAAGGACCACUAUGAGAACCUGUACUGUGUGGUGUCGGGAGAGAAACACUUCCUGUUACAUCUGCCCAGUGACCGGCCCUUUAUCCCCUAUGAGCUGUACACACCAGCAAGCUACCAGCUGACUGAAGAGGGCACCUUUAAAAUGGUAGAUGAAGAAGCCAUGGAAAAGGUACCCUGGAUCCCCUUGGACCCCCUUGCUCCAGACCUGGCGCAGUACCCAAGUUACAGCCAGGCACAGGCCUUGCACUGCACGGUGCAGGCUGGUGAGCUGCUCUACCUACCAGCUCUGUGGUUCCACCAUGUCCAGCAGUCCCAUGGUUGCAUUGCUGUGAAUUUCUGGUAUGACAUGGAAUAUGACCUCAAGUACAGUUACUUCCAGCUGCUCGACUGCCUCACGAAGGCUGCAGGUCUCAACUGAUGGUGUCCUGUGCACACCACCAAGGACAGCUCAGGAGAAAGGUCAAGUUCUUUCUGGCCUGGUCAACUGCAGAGACAACCU
This is a messenger RNA of Octodon degus (degu), 1052 nucleotides long. RefSeq names its product jumonji domain containing 7 (gene Jmjd7). The record is from RefSeq and is a predicted model, not a curated record. Lineage: Eukaryota; Metazoa; Chordata; Mammalia; Rodentia; Octodontidae. Gene Ontology annotation, molecular function: 2-oxoglutarate-dependent dioxygenase activity. The coding region runs from base 21 to 971 and encodes 316 amino acids. The transcript has 8 exons.